AUGGAGACUCCUUUCAAGUUCACAUUUUUCAUGGCUCUUCUCCUCACAUCAUGUGUAGUGCUGUCAACUUUGGAGAAGACUGAAGCACAGGGUGCAAAGCCAAUCUCAUGCAAUACAGAUGCCGAUUGCAAGAAAGUCUGCAAGACAUUUUUCAAGUGUUCUUUCCAUGUUUGCGAGUGCCAACCAGGGAAUCCCAAUUGCUGUUAA
Messenger RNA from Carica papaya (papaya), 207 nucleotides. NCBI's taxonomy places the organism in Eukaryota, Viridiplantae, Streptophyta, Magnoliopsida, Brassicales, Caricaceae. The record is from RefSeq and is a predicted model, not a curated record.